Messenger RNA from Desarmillaria tabescens, 1301 nucleotides. RefSeq lists its product as uncharacterized. The coding region runs from base 247 to 870 and encodes 207 amino acids. Lineage: Eukaryota; Fungi; Basidiomycota; Agaricomycetes; Agaricales; Physalacriaceae. The record is from RefSeq and is a predicted model, not a curated record. The transcript is spliced from 5 exons.
CCUCGAGGCACCUUGGCUGCCACCCUCUGCCACCGAACUUAAGAAACCGUAAGUGACGGAGCACGUGACGCUUCGCGCUACUUAAGUACUGCCAGCUGCCUUGCACACUGUUUCUACGCCAGCCAUUUCUUUCUUUCUCCCAUAGGACUUUUUUCUUGGUCAUUCAAGCAGGGUGCGUUUCAGUUUCGUGUUUUCUCGCUCCCGUGUCGCCUGUCGUCACUCAAACCGAGCCGCUGCUUCGCUUAGAUGGAGAACAUGGAAGUAGAUUCUGUUAUGCAAGGCGCUAGCUCGCCGAUACAGCAGGUCCAGGAGGGACCCAGCCAGGCAUCUACUGGAGCGCCUGCACCACCAACGUUAGGGCUACCUCGUGAAAACUUCCGUGACAUACAGGUCAAGGUCCACAUUCGAAGGCCUGAGCGAGAUUCUUGGGUGUAUCUGGGACGAGGCAUUGUGUCGCAAGAGGUGGUUGGGCAUUCGUCAAGGAUAGUCGUUCGAAACCUCUCCUCCAACAAGGUCAUCACCUCAUUUGGCGAGGGUACGGACCUUCAGGCAGAAAGGAGAGGUAACUUCGUGGUCAUUGGUUGCGUCGAGGGUUCGCGUGUCGUUUCUUGGUCAUUGAACGCAUUGAAUAACUCUGAUACGCUGCGACUGAUUGCGAGCAUCGAGCUCGCCUGCUACAAGAGCAAGCAGGCUCUGACAGACCCUCGGCUACAUUCCAAGACCCGCCGCAGAAUAGAGCGCAUUAUCAAGGAUGACAGGCGCAAGCGUCAUCGUAGGCGGAAGGACCAAGAGGCACUCGUUGAUGCUUUUGCGAAGCAGAACCUCAGCAACGAGCCUAUGAGCAUGAGUGCCGAUGGAGAUCAGCCAUAAUUGCAGGCAGCUCGCGUUCAUCUUGAAUAUAAGCGGCUUCCUUGUCAAGUUGUACUCAUAUUAGACACUGCUACUUCCACCCAUAUUGAUUGCACGCGUGUAUUUUCGUAUAUCACUUACAUACAUUUCACCCCGCUUGACCGCCGUUUUCACUGGAAUAUAACGACUUAUAUUCAGCUUUCCGGCCUCGCCGCCUGAGAGUCUUCGUGAGGUAGUGAAAGGUUCUGGUUUUAUGCAUACGGCAAGGCAGCUGAGCUCAGCCUCAUAGAACACUGUCGAUCCAGCUCUCCAGGCAGUCGCGUUUCCGCUCUUUUUGCGACGAACUUCGUGUGAUCAACUUAUUUCGACUAUAUUCUAUGAACUGUCCACUGAGCGAACGAGGUGAGCAUGUUACAGGUAUGACUGGCUAGGUGUUACUCAACGAAAUCAUA